AUGCUAUCUCCUUUCCCCCCUUCAUCCUCUGCUCCAGGAGAGGGGCAUUUGAUUGUUCAGUUACUACCUCAUUCAGUCUCCGCUCUAUCAAGAAUGACUUUCCAGUACCCACUAAAAUUGAUAUCUCCAUCCCCUUCAGCGGAACAAAAGAGUCUUCUCGUCUUUCUCUUAACUUAUGGUGGAGGUCUUGUCGGUGGAGAUCAAGUUCAUCUCAAAAUACAUGUCAACCCAAAUGCAAAGUUGAGUAUCGUUACACAAGGUCAUACCAAGAUCUUUAAAUCAUCAACACGUCUUGUCAUUACACGCCAAAGCUUACAGGUCACUAUUGAGGAUGGUGCUUCUGUCUGUUUAUUACCUGAUCCGGUUCAACCUUUCGCAGGAAGUGUAUAUGAACAGUCACAAACUUUUGUACUGAAGGAAGGUGGAUCUUUGUGUUUGUUGGAUUGGGUCUCAGCUGGAAGGACUGCAAGAGGAGAGAAUUGGGAUUUACAAGCAUGGAGCGGUCGAAAUGAAAUUUGGGCCAUGGGAAAGGAUACGAAGAAAAGGCUUUUGCUGAGAGAUAAUGUCUUGUUAGAAGGGGACGAAGCGACAUCUAGAGAGAACCUACUUCGCCAUAAAAUGCGUGGAAAUGGCAUAUUUGGUACUUUGAUCCUAAAGGGUCCGCUGGUUGAGAAGUUGUCUGCAUUCUUUUUAUCGGAUUUUGCUGCACUUCCGAGGAUUGGUGCUAGAGAUUUUCGAUCUGAUGAUAGGAAAGAGAGGGACAACGAAAUCGUUAUAUCAAAACACGAAUCUUGGAGAAUUCGACGACUUCGACAAGAAAAGGAUGAGGGCAUUCUUUGGUCUGCUGCCAAAGUGAGAGGAUGCACAGUGGUAAAAUUUGGUGCUCCAACUGUUGAAAGUGGUCGGGUAUGGAUUGGUGGUAUGAUUAAAGAAGAAUCCAGUAUAUCUGAAAUCUUUGGAGAAGAUUCAUUAAUGUGUGUCCGUUGA
Messenger RNA from Sclerotinia borealis F-4128, 987 nucleotides. The record is from the annotation of a GenBank genome assembly. Lineage: Eukaryota; Fungi; Ascomycota; Leotiomycetes; Helotiales; Sclerotiniaceae.